Messenger RNA from Labrus bergylta (ballan wrasse), 3128 nucleotides. RefSeq names its product ANTXR cell adhesion molecule 1a (gene antxr1a). Gene Ontology annotation, molecular function: transmembrane signaling receptor activity. The record is from RefSeq and is a predicted model, not a curated record. NCBI's taxonomy places the organism in Eukaryota, Metazoa, Chordata, Actinopteri, Labriformes, Labridae. Gene Ontology annotation, cellular component: cell surface; plasma membrane.
CUUAGACAUCCAUGGUCUGAUGAUCUCUAUGUUGCACGGCCUUGUCCUUAGAGAAAGAAAAAGCAGCAGUGGGGGUUGGUGGAGCUCCUCUCAUCCAUGUGCAUGCUGUGUCUGAUCCAGUGAUGAUGAGAGGGUCCCAACAACUGUCAUGCUCACUCAGCUCCACUUCAGUUACAGUCACUGCUUCCCUUUGGAAUAUCGCUUUUUUGAUGAAGAUACCUGAGGAGGAUUGAAAGAAGACCUGCAUGAAGGAUUAACUGAUUUUCUCCCACCAAAGUUGGUUUAAUUCAUCAUCUCAUCCUAUAUUCAAGCUUUUUCUACUGGAAUAAUGCAUUCCUGCUGCAGAGGCUCCUGGUUGUCAGUGGUAUUUGGUGCUGUGCUGGUUGUUCUUGCUGCUGGUAAUGCUGGACCAAAUCUAGACAGUAGGCAGGCUGGGUCUUCCUCAUGCUUCGGAGGCUUUGAUCUCUACUUUGUUUUGGACAAAUCUGGGAGUGUGCAGAAUCACUGGACUGAAAUCUACCGCUUUGUUGAACAUCUAGCUCAUAAAUUCUUAAGUCCACAGUUGCGAAUGUCCUUCAUUGUGUUUUCCACUGAGGGAAGGAUCUUAAUGAGCCUGACAGAAGACAGGGAACGCAUUCGUAAAGGUCUAGAGGAGCUGCAGGGGGUUCAACCUGGAGGAGACACCUUCAUGCACGAGGGCAUCCUGAGGGCCAGUGAGCAGAUUUACUAUGGAAACACUGAAGGUUAUCGCACUGCAAGCGUGAUCAUAGCGCUCACAGACGGAGAGCUGCACGAGGAUCUCUUCUACUACGCUGAGAGAGAGGCCAAUCGCUCCCGAAGUUUGGGUGCCUCUGUUUACUGCGUGGGGGUGAAGGAUUUCAAUGAGACACAGCUAGCAAACAUUGCUGACAGUAAGGAUCAUGUCUUCCCUGUCAACGAUGGAUUUGAGGCCUUGCAAGGCGUCAUUGACUCAAUCCUGAAGAAGUCGUGUAUUGAGAUCCUGGCAGCUGAGCCCUCUAGUAUCUGUGCAGGAGAGACCUUCCAAGUAGUGGUGAGAGGAAAUGGGUUCCUACACGCCCGCAACGUCGAUAAGGUUCUGUGCAGCUUCCGCAUCAACGAGACCCACACAAAGAUGGUAAAGCCUUUGAUUGUGGAAGAUACAUAUCUUCUCUGCCCAGCACCCGUGCUUCAAGAUGAAGGGAUGGCAGCAAACCUUUAUGUCAGUAUGAACGAAGGACUGAGUUUCAUCUCCAGUUCGGUCACUAUUACCACUGUGGGCUGUUCUGAUGGGACCAUCCUGGCCAUCGCUCUGCUCAUCCUCAUGCUGCUCCUGGUCUUGGCUCUCCUCUGGUGGUUCUGGCCUCUCUGCUGCACUGUGAUCAUCCAUGAGCCGCCACCACCACCUGUGGACGAGAGUUCGGAUGAUGAAGACUUUGAAUCCCCCAAGAAGAAAUGGCCGACUGUGGAUGCCUCGUACUACGGAGGGAGAGGAGUAGGAGGAAUAAAAAGGAUGGAGGUCCGUUGGGGAGAAAAAGGCUCCACAGAAGAAGGAGCAAAGCUGGAAAAGGCCAAAAAUGCCAAAGUGAAGAUGCCUGAGCAGGAGUAUGUUCCGUCCCCCAUGAGGGUUCUCAACAAUGGCAUGCACAAACCCCCGGGGCCCCGCAAGUGGUACUCACCCAUUCAGAGCAAACUGGAUGCAUUGUGGGUACUUUUAAGGAAAGGCUACGACCGUGUGUCUGUAAUGAGACCUCAUCCAGGUGACAAGGGUAGGUGCAUGACCUUCUCCCGCUCAAAGUCUCCCUCUCCUCACUACCCACACUACAACCUCCACCCAUCUCAGAUCUACAAGCCUCCACCUCCACCUCAGGUCAGCCUCCCACCAACCCCCAACAGCCCCUCAUCAUCUCCAUCGUUCUCUUUCUCAACCCUGCCACCGCUUCCUCCAACACCUCCACCCGGCUCCUCCAGUCCCUCCCCUCCCAUCACACCGCCCCCUUACACUCCACCUCCUAACCGGGCUCUCCCUCUGACCAACCUGCACAUACCUGCCCCGCCAAUGUUUCCCCCGAGCCCUCCACCUUCUGGCUCCCCGACUGGUUCCCUGCCUCCUCCUCCACAGGGACCUCCUCCAGUUCGAGCCCCUCCACCUGCUCGCCCACCGCCUCAUCCGGGUCUGUAGGGCUCGAGCAGCAGACGGAGAGAGGUUAAAGGAAUUUUAAAAGAAACUGAGAGGCCCAGCAACAAUCAGCACAUGACCUUUAUUGAUUGUACCUGCAAGCGAGCACAUGUGAGUGUGUUGUUUAAUGACGGUGGUCUUCCUGCCUUGUGAAGUGGUGCAGUGAGGACUUGUUUUCAGCUAUAUGUCUACAGUGACUUUUGUACACAUUUAGCCCAACAGUGCAAUUGCUCUAAUGCUUGAAUUACACAGACAUUCCCUACAGAUGAGGUCAUGGAGAUGAGCUGAAAAACAUUCACCUCCAUGAUCCUCAGGGCUGCUUCAGGCCCUGUCGUCCCCUCCAUGACUACACAAGUUUGGAUAAAUCCUGACCCAGCAGAAGACCAACAACUUGUAUUCUACACGGGCCCUUGACGAGGAGCACAGUCAUGUUGAAACAACCUUGACAUUUAAAUCUGUUUCUGUGUUCCUGAUAAGAGAUAAGACUCAAGUUGCAAAUGUUCCACACACUCAGCAGAAACAUCUUAAAUCCAUGUUUUUGACUUUAUUGUACUUUUGAAUGUUGAGCAACUGCAUGCAAUAAUACUUUGGUCAUUUUUGUUUUGUACUUUUUAGAAAUGUUAUUAAUUUCUAUCAUGUUUUAUGAAACAGAAAUAUGUUUUCUUUUUGUACUUUUUAUUGUUAAGCACCACAAUUUCAGAGUUUUAAUUGUUUUGGUUAGAAAACAUUUGUUGCUGUUAAACACAACAGUAAGGGGAAUGAAACAGCCAGUGGUGGGAUUUCAGAGGGUAACUCAAGAUACAAUAGAUAUGAUAUGAUAGGAUACCUUUAAUAUCAUGAUACGUCUAUUCUGUGAUAAUUAAUCCAUUUCAACACAAUCAUAUAAAAAUCACAUUUCAAUAUUUGAUUGACAUUAGAAUACAUAAUGCCCAAAAAUAAAGGGUAAAGUUCA